Molecule: messenger RNA, 2210 nt
Organism: Austrofundulus limnaeus
Lineage: Eukaryota; Metazoa; Chordata; Actinopteri; Cyprinodontiformes; Rivulidae
Gene: utp25
Product: UTP25 small subunit processor component
Biological process (GO): maturation of SSU-rRNA from tricistronic rRNA transcript (SSU-rRNA, 5.8S rRNA, LSU-rRNA)
Cellular component (GO): nucleolus; small-subunit processome
Molecular function (GO): U3 snoRNA binding; rRNA binding
Source: RefSeq, a predicted model, not a curated record
CCAUCAAGUCCAGAACAAUCUGAUGCAGAGGAUGACGACACGGAGGAGGAGGAAGGAGAAGAAGAACUGGAGCAAAAAACAGCCUAUCAGAAGCUUCUAUCAACUCUAAAUCAACCUGCAGGUGAAGACGARGAAAGCUCUGAUGAUGAAGAUGAGGAAGAAGAGCUUCUUGUUGAAGAGGACAGCGACGGAGCUGGACACGGAAAUGAGGAUGGUGAAGAAGAUGAUGGUCCUGAAGAUGAAGACGUUGAUGUGAAGGAGGAGGAUGAGAAGAAGGAGGGGGAUGAAGAGUUUGUGGACAAGGAGCACGAGUCGGAGUUCUGUUUGGAGACAAACUUUAUGAUUAAAGGAGAACAUGAAGAAAAAUCUGCACAGAAUCAUAACGGUGAUGUGUUUUUCCAACAUUUGGACACAGAACUCACUGAGGAGGAUAUAAAUAACAUCACAUCUGGCAGCAAAUCCAAAACUCAAAUUACGUGGCCUAAACUGGGGAAUCUUCUCUGCACCAAAACCUUAGAUAAUUUUGGCUCCAUCGUCCCACAUAAAGACACAAAUUUACCUCAUUUUCACAAACUGUUAGAAAGCAGCUGGAAAGAUCUGAACCGGUCCUCGGAUCCAAAAUUAGAAGCUGAAGAGAUCAGUCCUCUGCAGCUGGAGCUCCUGGCCCUCAUGGGUUCUUACAAGGACCUCUUUUAUUCUGAGAUGUGCCCCAUGAAGCACCAUCCCCAGGUUCUUAGCGUGUACUGCCUCCACGUGCUCAACCACGUCCUGAAGGCCAACUCCAGAGUCCUGGCCCACAACGCCGAGCUCAGGGAGCAGAAAGAUAAAGCUAAGGGCCGAGGCAGGGUGGAGCUGCAAGACGAGCCCAGAGACCAGGGGCUGACCAGGCCGAAGGUCCUGAUCCUGGUCCCGUUCCGUGGCGGUGCCCUGCGAGUCGUCCACACGCUCAUCAGCCUGCUGGAGUCCAAAGGCAAGAAGAUCGUCGUCAGCAACAAGAAGAAGUUCAAAGAAGAGUUUGGCGAGGAGGCCGACGAGAAGCCACCCAACCUGCGCAGGCCGGACGAUUAUCACGCUAUUUUCUCAGGCAACGUGGACGAUCACUUCAGGAUCGGUGUGUCCAUUGUGAGGGGCAACAUGCGUCUCUACGCCCCCUUUUACUCGUCGGACAUCAUUGUUGCGUCUCCGCUCGGCCUUCGCACCGUGCUGGGAGCAGAGGGAGACAGCAAACGAGACUUCGACUUCCUGUCGUCCAUCGAGUUGCUGGUCCUGGACCAGGUGGACGUUUACCUCAUGCAGAACUGGGAACACAUCUUGCACAUCAUGAAACACAUGAACCUGCAGCCGCUGGACUCCCACGGGGUCGACUUCUCCAGAGUCAGGAUGUGGAACCUGAACAACUGGGCCAAACACUACAGGCAGACGUUGGUGUUCAGCUCCAUCCAGGACCCCCAGAUAAACAACAUCCUGACGAAGCACUGUGCCAACUACAGAGGACAGGUUGUGACUAAAAAUGUGCCACACACCGGCUCCAUCUGCCAGGUUCUGGUCCAGCUGCCUCAYGUGUUUCAGAUGUUUCCCUCCGACAGCUUCAUCAACCAGGACGCUCGGUUUCGGUUUUUCGUGGACAAAGUCCUACCUCAGUACAAGGACUCGAUUAUGUCCCACACCCUGAUCUACGUCCCAUCCUACUUCGACUACGUCCGACUGAGGAACCACAUGAAGAAAGAGGAGAUGAGCUUCACCUGCAUCUGCGAGUACUCCAGCAAGUCGGAUGUGUCUCGAGCGCGCCACUUCUUCCAGACCGGAGAGAAGCAGUUCCUGCUCUUCACCGAACGUUUCCACUUCUACAAGAGGUACACCAUCAAAGGGAUCCAGAACCUGAUAUUUUACGGGCUGCCCACCUUCCCUCACUUCUACAGCGAGGUGUGUAACAUGCUGGCGGCGGGGGGUCAGGGRGAGGAGGCCAGCUGGACCUGCACCGCCCUCUACUCCCGAUUCGAUGCCCACAAACUGGCCGCCGUCACCGGAGCACAGCGAGCCGGACAGAUGCUGCACUCCAACAAGAAGGUCCACCUUUUCGUCACYGGAGCAGAGGACAAAACCUCCUGAGGGGUCAAAGAUGAACUGCUUUUAUACGCUGUUAAAAUCAUUCCACUUUCACGUGUCGGAGCAGAAACAUUAAGUCAGUAAAAUAAAUGGUUUUAUUAAAA